Messenger RNA from Apis mellifera (honey bee), 9755 nucleotides. RefSeq lists its product as uncharacterized. The record is from RefSeq and is a predicted model, not a curated record. Lineage: Eukaryota; Metazoa; Arthropoda; Insecta; Hymenoptera; Apidae.
UCAAAUCUUCAAUAAAUAAUUUUCCAGUUUCGAGUUUCGAAUAUUUUCGAAUUAUUUUCAAUUAUAUUUCGUUCAUUCGUAGAUGUCCCGAUGUUAAUCGAACGAGACGCCGGAAUAUGCAAAAGGCAACGUUCAGAAAUUUGUUACUUGAAAUCUCGAAGUCGUUUGUUACAAUUCCGAUCGAAAAAGAUCACCGAAUCCGUCAGGAACUUUCACUCGCUGGACCGUAUAAGGACAAUGCCUACUAUGCAACAAUACAAAAGAAUAUCGGAGAGAAUCUUUUCGAUGGAAUCGAUUCACAGAAGGCAGAGCUCGAUGUGCCGAAUAAAGAAAUCCUUCAAACGUAAUACGAUCCUGCGAAACAUCGAGAAACAGUUGACGAAAGACGGAAAAAUUGUGAAAGCCCAAUUUCAAAACGAAAUCGACGAGAUGAACGACAGGGAAGCUCGAUCGUACGCGCAGAUGAUAGCCAAUUACAACGAGGUCAUUUACGGAUCGAACUCAAGGCUCCAGAAGGACAACAUAAAUUCGAUGGGGAUGAUCAUCCAUAGAAGUCCGUUUAGUACAGCGUCCGUAGUUUUGUUAAAAUUGAAAACGAAACAGGACGAGAGCAAGAGGGAGAAGAUCUCCUCCGUUUGUUUGAACGGCUCUUGCUCGAACCACAGCAAUCUUGGCAAACUGAUCAAGGAUACGACCAAUUCCCGUUACUACUCUCAAUACAAUAACAACAUGAAUUCGAUGGGUAACGAGCUUCAAAGAUCAUUCUCGUACGCUGCUAUGAUAGAAAGGUACAGCAACGCGAUGAAAAUUGGGAAGGAUUAUUACGGUUGGAUCGGGAACUUGAUGUCCAAGCGAAACGUGUCCACGAACCUCGAGGAAAUUCCUAUUUCGAUCGAAGCCAAGAAACCCGACAAGCCCGAAUUGCCUAUAAUGGACGAGAAGACGAAGAUAAAGGACGAGCAGGAUCAAUGGUUGUCGAAGGUGGACGACGUGAUAAGGAACCUGAAACGAAUCACCGAGAAGACGGAUUCGUUGGACGAAUCCAAGUUGAAGAAGAAAGAGGUGACAACGCAGGUGAACGAGCGCGCCAAGUGGUUGGACAGGGUGAUGGACGCGCACAAGAAGAGCAUAGAGGAGAGGAAAUCGAUGGAGGAGAAAGAAUCGGUAAUAAUGGACGAGGCGAGUCACCAAGACGAGGCCUUGGAGAGCAAUAACACGUGGAAUACCGUGUUGACGAAGAAUUCGUCGAAGCAACCCCCGAGAUUCCCGUUCGACAAACCUCCUUCCUCCACCCCCAUAGUGGACUACAUCAAACGGGGGCCGGUCAGCUCGGGAAGCCCGACCAAUACGACGGGGAGCACGUCGAAAACGCCUUCCCAGACGCCUACAUCGGUCAUAACGGGGACGACGAAGGAGCCCCAAAUCGAACUGAGGAUGACGCCCUCGCAGAACGAGUCUGUCGUGUCCAUCAACGUCGACGAGCAGGCGGCAAAAACCGUGGGGAGCAGCGCCAAGGAGCAGCUCUCGGUUGUAAUAUUGUCGAAGAAGAACACCGCCGGCAAGAUGGAGAUGAGCAACGCGAGCCAGCAGAGCACGGAUUUCGGCUCGAUGCAAAUAUCUAUCAGCGAGGACACGAUCCCCGUCAAGCAGAUCGAAUUUUCCAUCAACGGGAAACCCGUUUCGGAAUUGAAGAGCAUCGUGGCGAGGGCGGACAAGCUUGACGUUUUCAGCUCGAUGGACAAAGUAGAGAUAAGAAUCCCGUCGAAAGAUCGGGCGAACGUGUUGAAGGAUCAAUCGAGAACGAUCACGGCGGCGUCGAAACCUGUGCUGAACCUGCAGAUAGCGGCGAAAUUUAACGACCCGAGGGUCCAGCAGCCGAGAGGCGCGGACAUAAAGAAGGACACCCCGUCACCGGUCUCGCCGGCCAACCCUUCCCCCCCUUGCCCCCCCGUCAAACCCCCCAGACCGCAGAACCUUUUCGACAGUAUUGACAUUAAGAAAGGCGGGACGAUGAAAGAGGAGGCGAGGAAGGACGAGUCUGCGAUAAAAGGAUUGGAAAACACGUUAGAUAUGAUGGAUGUUAAUAAGAGCGCGGGGAAUACCAGCACGCCGCCACCGACCCACCAACAAAUCGAAACGUUGUCCGUGCCCGGUAUCCAUGGUUCAGUACCAAAAGAAGAAAAUGUUUUAACCGUGAGAAAUAUUCCAUUAAAUUUAAAUCCUAACGAGGCUAUCUUUCAGAAAGGAUCCGUACCGCAAGAAAAUUGCCCCUCGCAACUCCCCCCCACGAUGAAUAAGGCGAAUUUGAGCAACAAAGCACAGCAAGAGAAUAAAAUCCCCUCAAGCGUCAUUCCCUGGUGGUCGUCCGAGGAUUCGUUCAAGAACAUCAAGAAGAAGGAUAAUAACCCGGGAAGCGGGAAGACCGCUGUCUCUUUGGAAGGUACAUUGCCGUUGGUGCAGACGGAUCAUGAGGAUCACGCGUUGCGAAAGGAGAAUAACAUGAGCAGCGACGUCGCGUCGAGGGACAAGCAGCACGAUACCAUCGAUUCGAAGAGAGUCGAUAAUCCGGGCGACGAUACGAGGAAACCAUCGUCCAUCGUCGAGACCGAGCCGAUAAUUAAUUAUCUCGAGGAGAGCGGCAAGAGGUGCGCGCCGAUCAAGCUGGAGGGUGCUAAGGCGUCGCCAAGGAAUGCCAAGAACAGCGGGAGAAUUGUAAAGAGGUCGAAGCUUCGAGUCAAGCACAAGGGUUAUCGUAGGAAAGCGCCUUUACCGGUGAAAAAAGAGUCGGAGGCCUCGAGUUCGAUGUGCUCGGUGUGCUCGCCCAAGAUCCUUAAAUACGUGCAAGUUGUCCCCCGGGAGGCGAAGGUGGAGAAGAAAUCCGAGACGAAAACGAGUUUGAUCGAACAGAGUCAGAAAACUGGCCACGAGGUGGAUAAAUUGAAGUUGAACGAAGAGAAGAAAACAGAGACGAAAAUCGUGAAGUCUAUAAUACUCGUGGGCGACGAUACCCACGUUGAAAAGGCAAAUGUACAGAAUUCAAACACGGUAUUCAAAAAGGAGAAAGCAUUAGGCAAAAGUAGCGCUAACAAAUCUGCUGAUGUUUCAGCAAAAUCAUCGUCGUCUGCAGGCAAAGUCGAUUAUGAUGGGAAGAAAGAAGGCCGCCAAGGGACGGAGGGAACAGCAACACCUAAGGACCAAGCGGACAAAUUGGUCAGCGAAGACCAGCGCAUUAAAGAGAUCCUGAAGUCCAUGAAACCGAUAGAGAAGAGGAAGGACGGCACGUUGAUUGAUUACGGGGUGACAGUGCCGUCGAGGAAGCCGAACGCAACGGGUGCCAAAACCGACCUGUUGUCGAAACAAUCGGUCUCAUCCUCGGAGAAGAUCAUCGAACCAACGAAAAUUUUUUCCACCAAGAAGCAGGCACCGACAUUGGUGGAAUCGAGGAAUUUAGGGGAGCAGCUGAAAAUCGUGGAGGCGGAAAGGACACAUCCGGUAAAGAAAAUAACGAAAUUAGACGAUUCUAAAAUUGAAAUAAAAAAACCUGAAUUAAAGGUGGAAGCUGAGCAGGCAACGAAGCAAAAUAAGGAAAAAGAAUCAUUGGUUAAGAGAGAUGAUAAUUUUGAGGCACAAAAGAGUGCGAUCACCGCGAAUCUUCAUUCUAAUUUGAAACAAACAGGUAACAACCCUGUUAGGGAUCUGUUCGUGGAACCACAUCAAAAGAUAAGGAUAACGGGAUCAGCACCUUUGAAAGGGACACUUUCGGAUCACGGUUUAGAAAAUUUAAAAAAAAAUGCAACGAGCGUUGAACACCCAUUGUUGACCAAGAAAUCGGAGAACGUAUUCCCUGCAACUUCCAUCGCGUCAUCGUCCAAUCCGUCGGAGAAUAGCGAGAAAAAAGAGUCGAAGGAUAUUUUAAAAUUGAUAGACGAGAAGAAAAUGUCGAUAGGAUUGUUGAACGUGACCGCGUCUUCCCCUAAGAUCGAGAAUAAAACAACGGACAAGGUCGAUAUUUUCCCGUUAAUGGGGACCGUUAAUCCCGUUCGAGAGACGAAAUCAAGCACCGAAACGGUGAAAAGUGAUUCGCUUAUGAAAGAAUACGUGAUUCCAUUGAAAAAUAGUGGGAAUAAAACUGGCGCCGCUCCGUUGGAAGGCACUAUUCAACGUUCAACCGACAACUUUGCCAACGUGAACGAGAAGAAAGCGAACGAGGGAAAGAACGAUUUGCCCAAAAUGGACGUAUUGAAGAAACCUUCAGACGGGGGAGGGGGUAACACGGGAUCAAACCCUGUCCCCGUAGGGCCUUCUGGACUCGUGCAAUCGAGUAUAUAUACACCUACGACGUGUAAGCAAAAGAAUUGGGAUUACAAUAAACAUGACCAAGAAUACAUGAUGUAUAACGAAAUGAAGAGACCAGAAAAAGAUAUGCUGUAUUCAUCGUGGUUACAACGUUUUAAGGAUCGAUUUAACAAUAAAAUAAUUUAAACUUCGGUAUCAUUUAUCAAUUUCAAAAUUGUUCAUUCGCCAAAGUUUUCUAAAAAAAAAUCGUUUAGUCUCGAGGCCAUUUUUUUUUUUAGUCUGGAAAAAAAAAAGAGAAAAAAGUUUAAAACGAUAUUUGAUAUACAGUAUAUGUUUUCGCUUUUUAUUUUGUAUCUUGCUUGUAUUUUUGAGUUCAUAUUAUUUUGUAUUCGAUCGAAUAUAAACACUUAUAUCGAGAUAACGAGAUAUAUCACAUAUUUUAUUUGUGAUAUGCGCAACAUGAUAUUAUACUAUUGAAACACUGUAAAUGUAAAAGUAAAAUGAAAUUGAAAAUAUCAAAGAAACAUCUAUCAUCCCUAUUGCGUUAAUUUUCUUCAUUCUUCGAAAGAAAUGAGCGAAUCGUUUCAUCUCUCAAAAGAAAAAAAAAGAAAAAAAGAACUUAACACAUCACCUCUCUUGCUUGAUCAAAGAUAACCAUAAAAAAAAAAAAAAGAAGAAAAAGAAAGCAUCGAGAAUACCAUCGUAUAUUCCAUCGAUCACUUUUACCCGCCAGUCAGCUCGAGUCAGCUCGAAUGUCGUUCAACACGCGAGGAACAUAUGUGCUCGAUCUCGGUCCACGUGCAAUUUAACCGUAUGUAUUACUCGCUGUAAACAACUCCCUCGGAUGGUUAACGGAUAGUGACACGGCAUGAGUUUUCAAUGUUGAGUUGCGCAACAGCGAUCGCCUGUCCAUGAGCGUUUUACAAGAAAGAGAGAGAGAGAGAGUCGCAGGAUUGGGUAAUUAAAAUUCUCAUUAAAGGCAGCGGCGGCAUCUUGAAACGCAGCACGGACAAUGGGGGCCUGGAUCGAGGCCGCGGGCCCUAAGGGUAAAAUGGGGCCGUGGCCGGAGGAGUGGAGAAAGGGGAGGGUGAAGAGGGAGCGGGCCGGUGAGAGGCAGAAUGGAACGGAGCUAAUAGGCCAUGAAGAAAGAGGAAACCCGUGCCGAAGUCUCGUUUACAAUCGAGGUAUCUGGAGGAGCCGAAACGCGGACCUUCGGAUUGGGCUUGUUCUUCUGCACCUCAUAAAAUACCUGACGCGUUCGCGCACGUAUGUAGCGGAUGUUGUUUCGUGGAUUCGUGAUGUUUCUUCAACAGGUGUGUUUCGUCCAUCAUGAUUGUUCUGCCUGAAUCGAACCAGAAGAAUUGAAUCAUCAUUUUUAAGAAACGUUAUUUUCAACUUAUUUUCGAAAAGUCGAUUAAAAAUUAUCUUACAUAUACGUUUUCGAAUAAAUAAUAAUUAAUCCUUGACUCGAUACGAGUAAAUGGACGGUUGCUUCGCGAGAUCUUAAAAUUCUCGAAUUCCGUUGAAAGAAAGAAUGAUUACAAGGUAAACUACUCGCAAACUGCUCGAAACCAUGCGUUGCAAACGCGAUUCGUCCGCUUCUGAUCGCUCGAUACCGUUCAUCCCGAUAAUUGCAAAAUCUCUCUCAAAGUUUCCACUCGCGUAUUCCGCGAUCGAAUUCCGGCCUGGGGCACGAUUGGAACGAUUGGAAAGGCAGGGCCUGCAAUCAGUCGAGGGCCACGUACGUACGCGCGUUGUUUCGCGUUUGAUUAAAGCAGGGCGCGCACCAUUGCCAUUUCAAUCGGCGGCAAAUGUUGGAGAAUCGGCGCAUCGGGCGCGAUACCGGUCAUUAUUCGAAUCGGCCGCCCAAUUUUGGCCGUGCAACGCCACGAAUCGCGUUGGGUGGAGCAGCCAUCAUCAUCAUCGUCGAGGGCGCCGUUGGUCCGUGCCACGUCCUGAAACCCGUCAUUACACACGCGUUUACCGCGCGCAUAAUCCCGUUCUGGCAGGUUGCCAGUCAUUCGACGUAAUGCGGCCGGACAGGCCGAGGUUGAGCCCAAGCUUUAUCGAUGCUUACACACCCGUGUGCGCCCGAUUCAAACGGUGGUUUCGUGUCCAACGCGAUCCUCUCCUCUCCUCGACGAGGAUAGAGACGAGCAUUCCUCACCGUGUACGCGAAAUCGAAUCAAUUCUCCCUGCAGCUUCUUGAGUAGCUGUCACGAUAACGCGAGGGAUACGGGCCAAUGGAGAAGCAUUUUUAUCGUUCAUUGCGGUUGGAUCGGCCUGACUUGCGGUCGGAACAAUGAAGAUCGGCCAGAAAUCUAAACGCCAAGAUCUAAGAUCAAAUAAUUGUUAAUCUCAUCCGAAUGAAGAAUCAAUGGAAUCAAUCGAUAUAUAUAUUCAAACAUGAUAAAUUUUCACGAAGCAAAGUCUCAUUCAAGAUUCAAUACCCAAGAGACAAUAUUAAAAUCCCACAAGAGGAGAAUUAACACCUGCGGCAUGGAAUCGUUCUUCUUCUUCCAUUAUUCAAACGGUCCAAUCACGCGGGAUGCGCCGCCACUUAACAGUAAUGACAAAGCUCGGUUAAUAACAAUGGCGAGUGCUCGCCAGUCGAGUCAUGCACGAGUAUAUUCACCUCUUGUCCGGUAUUCACAAAUGGAUCCCUGGAUUGCGAAACGUAUGGUUGGCCAUCAACAAUGAGGGGUCCAAAGUCACAGACGAUAAGGCGUGCCGAUUAUCGAGAGCAUCGUACAUUCAGGAAUGUAGAUGAGGUCCAGCCUCGUAUUCAUCACGGCCCUGAGCGUCCUUCUCCACUCCCUCUUUCCCCUCCUAUUCUCAUCCCUCCCCACCUCUCCUCUCGUAACGAAAACUGAAACCCAGCAGUUCAUCCCCGGCUCUGGGGGAACUGUUUUUUGAUUUAUCGUGGCGUUGCUCGUGGCCUGUUAUAAAUAUCCGGGAACAACUUUCCCCUCUUCCCUCCUCUCGGAGGAGGAGGUGCCCCGCUGACUUUUCCCGCACGCCCUUGAGCCCAUCCUCGAAAGGUAAAGCUUCCAGGUUCGCCUCGUAUUCAAAGAAUCGCGCCGCUAGAAAGGAAGAUCGAUCAUCCGACGUCGAGCUUUUUCGGGCGUGAGCAAGCGUUUGAAAUUCCUCGAAGAUCGUUCAAGUCGGUUGAGAAAUUGAGAUACUUGGAAUUUCAACGAAUGGGAACUGUCGUGAAAUGUUCACUCUUUUGGAAUUAUGAGAAAGAAUUGUUAAUCUUCAAUUCUCUUGAUCUUCUUUUUCUUCGCGAAUUUCAAUUAAACCCGUUAUCUCAAAAGGCGAUCAUUCUCACUCGCGGCAACUCGUUUCCUUUCUUUCAGACAAUUCAGGAACGUGGCCACGGUACAUGCUCGUUAAUUUAUUUCAGGUAAAAAAAAAACCGUCAGUCUCGUUUCACGUGUCGAUGCCGUUCCCUUCGAUUAUUUUAGUUGGAGAGAGGAAACCGCACGGUUUCCACGCGAGAGAAUCCGCGCGCACGAGAUUCAGAGAGCUCGAGUUGCAAGGUCGACAAGGCCCCCCCACCGCAGACUCGAUUCUGCGCUUCCAACCAUUCUUUGUUUGUUUUAAUUAUGCACCGUGCCACCUCGUCAGCUUGGCUUUUGUUUUAUUCAAUUUUCAUCCUUUGUCGACCCUUUCCUUGUGUCCUCUCGUAUCUUCCAAGUUUCAUCGAUCGAAAUUUAUCAUUUCUGACGUUCUCUUUCGCAUUCUUUUUCUUUUUCCAUCUAAUCCGUCAAUCGGAAUCCGGUAGCGCAUCGUUUUCCCGUGAAGAAAACGUCUCCAGACACGCGUCGUUCCAUAAAUUAUUAACGAGGAUAUCGAUACUCAGCCUUGAAGAAUCGUCAGGGACUUUCCUUAUUACCACGUGUAUGUUGCCGAUUUAAUAAAUUGGAUCUGACGUUCCUCGAAUAUUUAUCUCGAUUAUUCUCGUUGCAACGAAUUGCGAAAUAAAAUUCUUCGAAGACAGUAAUAAUAUAUAUAUAAUAAAGUAAUUUCUACUUACAAUAAGACUUAAGAAGAAAUAAAAAAUAAAAAAGAAAAAAGAUUCCCCUCGAACUUACUUCGAUCUAUCUUCUUCGAUCCACACGUACACACUUCUAACCAAUCAUUUUAAGAAAAAAAUUCCAGAAGAAACAAAGCGAAAAAAAGAAUAAGAUUUUCAAGCGAAGCUUAUUACGUCGUUCGGUUUCCAGGAAUCAUUGGCAAGAAACAGGCGGCGAGAUCCAUAUGCCGUGUAUCGAGAAAGCAAUGCGACAAAUAAUAUAAUACCUCGCCAAUAUUUGCACGUACUGUGCAAACAGCACGAAGCAGGUCGUAUUCCACGAUCUUCCACGAGCUCGAACAACCGAUCGAUCACGCGUGCUUUUUACGAGGCCUUUAUUAAUCGAAGAUUAUAAUCCUGCUCGACGGUCUGGCGAGAUUUCUCCAAUCUCCCCCCCUCCCUCUCUCUCUUUCUUUUCUCCCCAACCCUUCCCCCUGCCUCCUCCGUAAUCCUCUCCCAUUUCUGCGGCACGGGAUUAAUUAUUUUUCUUCUUCGUUCCGACUUGGAGACGAGUUCACGGUCGUCCCCGUCGAUCUUUCAACGAUACCUGCGCUCCCUCCACACGACCAAGUAAUCCCCCUCGGCAUUCUCGAAACGCGAAUAUUCAGAGGAGGGACAUCUCGUUCCGUGUUAUUUCGCGGUCCACCGGAGGUAAAUCCCCCGCCCGUGUAUUUCCGUGUAUCCUCCUCACGAGAAUUUAAUCCGAUUGAACGGAUACGGAGGAGGAGGAGGGGGAAGGUAUGCGACGGGGAAGGUGAAAUAAAAAUGGCACGAUCGCGAAGGGAGAGGAGGGAUAAUGUCUCGCGAAAUCGCGAGACUCCGGGAUAUAAUCCUCUUACGAGGACGUCGAUGUCCGUGCCGGAUCUUCCCCCCUUCUUUUCUUCUUUUUUUUUUCUAUCUCCCUUUUUUAAGACGGAAAAUUAUAGAAACAUCAAAUCGCCGUAACCGUUGAUCGCUAUCUAUGGAACGAGCUUAAUCCAGAAGGGAGGGAGUCGUGUUCGUUCUUUAAUGGGUUGGUCCGCUUGUUGUUAAGAUGAAAUUGUUAUCGGGCAAAGGGAAACGGGAAAGUUGCGCGGAUUUAAUGGCCGAUGUUUGCGUGGAACCGAUUAUUCACGGGGGUUUUAAUGAUCGCGCGCCGCGGCUGGGAUUGUUUGGCCGCCGCUUUGGUCGGGCGAAAGCGGAUGAUAAUUCAAGCAAUAAACGGGGGGAGGGGAGAGAUGUGCCGUGGUGGAAUGCCGCGAACUAUAGAAUUAUGCGCGUUCAGAGCGCAUUAAAAAGAAUUUGAUCCGGAUGGAACGAAUUUUAUUGAAGGAUGAAAGAUGUAAAAGUUUAAUUUUUGUUUAUAAAUAACGGGAUAUAACAUAGGAAUUCUUUUUAUUCG